AUGUCACACACGCCACUCCCCCAUCCGCGCAGAAUCGUCACCGGACACGACGACCAGGGGAAAGCGAUCUUCCUCGCCGACUCGCGCAUCCACUUGGAAGUGACCAAGCUGGGCGCCAGCCUCGGCGUGCUCUGGGAGACGAAGCAAGUCCCGGCCGAUAAUUCUGGGAAGGAUGAUCCCGCAUCCUCGAGGACGACGGAUCUCGCGAACAAGAGCGGGGUGGUGCUCAGGGUUGUGGACAUUGAGCCCGGUACGACGCAGGCCAAGAUGCUCUUCCAUAGGACCGAGUCGCUCGACUUUGGGAUUCUGUUCGACGGUCAAGUCUCAUGUUAUUUGGACGACGGCGCUAGAGUCGACAUGGAACCCGGCGACGUGUGUGUCCAACGCGGCACGAUUCACGGAUGGACAAAUACCGGCCCCAAGACGGCACGAAUGUAUUUUUGCUUGAUAGCCGCGGAGCCGGUCAGAGCGGGAGACAAGGUGCUCGGGGCGCAUGGAUACCACAAGGACGAUGUCGCGACGGGCGGAACUCAAGAGGUCUAG
This is a messenger RNA of Fonsecaea pedrosoi CBS 271.37, 543 nucleotides long. RefSeq lists its product as uncharacterized. The record is from RefSeq and is a predicted model, not a curated record. The transcript has 4 exons. Bases 1 to 543 code for a protein of 180 amino acids. Lineage: Eukaryota; Fungi; Ascomycota; Eurotiomycetes; Chaetothyriales; Herpotrichiellaceae.